This is a messenger RNA of Boleophthalmus pectinirostris (great blue-spotted mudskipper), 3310 nucleotides long. RefSeq names its product disintegrin and metalloproteinase domain-containing protein 10. Gene Ontology annotation, biological process: membrane protein ectodomain proteolysis; Notch signaling pathway. Bases 257 to 2299 code for a protein of 680 amino acids. The record is from RefSeq and is a predicted model, not a curated record. Gene Ontology annotation, molecular function: metalloendopeptidase activity. The transcript has 16 exons. Lineage: Eukaryota; Metazoa; Chordata; Actinopteri; Gobiiformes; Gobiidae. Gene Ontology annotation, cellular component: plasma membrane.
AUUCAGAUUGCAUAUUUUAGGAGCAAAGAAGAGUCUGAACUGCUAAAGUAGCAAUAACUCCAUGGACCUAAUGGGUUAACAUGUCAGUGUCAGUCACAUCUCCGCGCUGAGUCUCAGCUUGAACUUGGCACAUUCCAGUUCACACCACAGGUACGAACCGCCGGAGACAACAGAGGUUCAGGAAAUGGGAUGAACAAGAGGACUUACUGCAGAAGACAAUGUAAAGCAGUGGAGAUCCACCAAUGAGAAGGAGACCAUGAGGGUUCAGUACCAUUGGCUGCUGCUGUUACUGCUCCACUGGCAUGAAUCUAUGACAGGAGCCUUGCGAGCCAUCAGCCCAUACAUCAGACACUAUGAAGGCUUGUCCUACGACAGAGAGGAUCUUCACAGGAGGCACCUGAGAGCCACGAGGUCCACCCUUCCCCAGGACACAGCUCUGCAUCUGGACUUUGUUGCCUUCCGAAGACCAUUUCGCCUGCGAUUGAGACGAGAUGCUGAAAUUUUUUCACAAAACUUCAUAUUGACAAACGAGAAUGGUUCCACACUAGCUGAUCUUUCCCACUUAUAUUCAGGAACAUUAGAAGGUGAAGAUAAUUCAUCCUGCCAUGGCUCUGUGAUAGAAGGGCAGUUUGAAGGCACCAUACACACGUCCAAUGGGACCUAUCAUGUAGAAUCAAUGGAGAGAUACCAUAACACAACAGACCACCAUUCUGUAAUAUACCAUGAGGACGACCUGGUACUACCAUCCAAAAGAAGUGAAAAUGUAAGUUUUUGUGCUGCAGAACACAUGAAGCUUCUUGGCCUUGGACCUUCAUCGGCUGAAGAGGCAGCAAUGAGCCGCUCCAGGAGGACAGUGGAUGAAGCAAAAACCAGCUGCCUGCUCCACUUCCAUGCAGAUCACCUGUACUUCAGCAGAUUCAAGUCUGUGGAGGCUGUAGUAGCACAGGUUGGCUCCUACAUCCGAGCAGUGAAUGACAUCUAUGACAAGGCCGACUUUAAUGGGAUUAAGCUGAUUAACUUCAAAGUCAAGUCUCUUCAUGUGAUGACUGAAGAGGAUAAGAAGAACCCACUACAGCGGCUCUACAUCGGCCCAGAGAAGCUGCUUAGCGUCUACUCUGAAAAUAACUGGGGCAACUACUGCCUGUCCUACCUGCUCACCAACCGUGACUACAGCGGAGUGCUUGGGCUGGCCUGGGAGGGCAAGAACGGUAACUGGGGAGGGAUCUGCUCGGGCUACAUGCAGCUGAGAAAUGGCCAGUACUCGACUCUGAACACAGGUCUGGUCACAAUCCAGAACUAUGGGCAGUACCUGCCGUUGCCACAGGUGCAACUCACCCUUGCCCAUGAACUCGGACACAGUUUGGGAGCACCGCAUGAUGAGGGGCCUAACUGUGGAAACCUGGGUUCAUCUGGAGGGAAAGGUCGAUUCCUGAUGUUCCCUCAUGCCUCUGAUGAGGUCAGAGAGAACAAUGAUAAGUUCUCGCCUUGCACCAUCAAACACAUCAGUAAAGUUUUGCAUCUGAAGAAAGAUGACUGCUUUGUAGUCAGUGAUCAGCCCAUCUGUGGGAAUCUGCUGGUGGAGGAGGGUGAGGAGUGUGACGUAGGACACAAUGACACAGACCCCUGCUGCUACAGCGCAAAGGAGCGCCUUGGACGCCAGUGUCGCCUGAAGCCUGAUAAAUUCUGCAGUCCCAGCCAAGGCUUGUGCUGCAGGCCGGACUGUGGCUUUAAACUGUCAGGUCAUGUUUGUGAUGAGGAGACGGACUGUCAGAUGCAGAGUGUGUGUUCAGGACUGUCCGCUCACUGCCCUGAGCCCCACCCCAAAGAAAACCUCACCAUUUGCAGCCAGGGCACCCGCGUCUGCCUCAACGGGGUGUGUGCGGAGUCUGUUUGUGUUCGACACCAGCUACAGCAGUGCGACUGUCCUGGAGACUCUAUGAAGGAGAAAUGCCACAUGUGCUGCCAGCAGCCUGGUCAGCCAGAGACAUGUGCCAGCACCACCUCUUCAGUCUUGUCCCAUCACUUCCAGAGGAAAGCACUGCCUCUUGUAGGCGGGGCUCCGUGCUCAGGGAAUCAGGGCUAUUGUGAUAAGUUCCAUGUGUGUCGCCUCCUGGACGCAGAUGGGCCCAUUGCCAGACUCAAAAACUCCUUUCUGCACCUGGAUGACUUUGAUGAUUUAGGAGAGUGGAUGAAGGUUUAUUGGUGGGCCAUUCUGCUGACUGUGGCGGUUCUGUCUGCUGUGAUGGGGUGCAUUGUUUGUGUCUGUAGCAGAACUAUGGACACAACUAUUUUGAGAUGACCAUUUUACCCUGGCCAAACAACAGGGCCAGGAGCACUGUGAUUGGUGAAUGUUUUGACACUCACGGUUCACCUUUCUUCAACCUGGUCACCUGAUGUGUUUGACGUCAGUUGACAUUUCAGUGAGAGGAGGGGGCCAAGUGUUGUGGAAAAUGUUGCUGUCAUCUGUGGGUCGUUUGGAUCAUGAAACACUGGGAAUAAGAGCGGAGCACCUGUUGCAGAACUGUAAAGAGGCUGCUGCAUGGACUAAGCUGCAUUGGCCUUGUGCCCAUAUGAACUUAAUUGACAGUUUUAACAGUUACAACACAAUUUUAAAUUGAAAACAGAAUAAAUAUCAUGAUAGCAUUUUAUAAUAACUAAACUACUAAUAAAGCAUGAAAGAAAGAAACAAUGGAUUCAUAAUGAACAAAUAGAUUAUUAACAAUAAUUCAGGCUAAGUGACUGUUAAGGUGCAUUGUGUAACUUUUCUGAUGGAGAGCCCGUCAAAAGCUUUUCUUCCCUGAUGUUAUUGCAUUGUCUGGAAUGUUUCACAUUAUGGUAUUAAACCUUUCUAUCUUCAUGGAGACCAAACCAGAGCAAGUUACGGAUCUGUGGAUCUGUGAAUUAGUGAAUCAGAUCUGUGGAGAGACAAGUCAGAUUUUUGAUCUAUAAAACUACCUGUAAUUGAGUAAAUGUAAGAUAGAGUUGAUUAAUGACAUACUGAAGAAAAUUCCAGGCAGAGCAAUGACAUAUCCAUAGGAACAAGGAGAUGACGGACCCCCAACCAAAAUGUAACAUAGUGCACCUUUAAGUAACACCCUAUCGCUGGAAAAUAACCACUUAAUUAAGUGGUUACUAAGCCUUAAUAAUCCUUUAUAACGUAAUUUUUCAUUAUGAAUGACACUACAACAAAUGAAAGUGGAGUUGUUUCAAAGUGUUACCAAGAUAACUCUACUUGGUACUACUUUAUUAUGACUGGAUUGUUUUUUAAUAAGACUAGUUUUAUUAAUAAAACUAAUUGUAUGCUUCCUGA